AGCCUGGUGAAUAUGAAUUGUUGCUACUAUCUUUUGAACGAACCGGCUCCGGAAAGUUUCACUUAGGCGGUGUUUAGUUUCAAAAGCGGUGAAAAACAGCAAUAUCCGCAACAACAUGUCUCGAGACGAUUCUGCGAAGCAAGUGCAGCAAAACCCUGCGGGUGUGCAAGCACUUGGUAUGUCAACAGUAGCUCCCGCCAGUGCCCCUGUUAGGACUAUCAUCGAUAAAAGGACGUACGACCAGGUAUAUAGGGAUGCACUGGUAUCAAACCAUAAAAUUAUGUAUCAAAAGCCGGAAAAUAAGCAGCCUGCAGAAUCGCUACACGUGCCUCAGCCAGGACCUUCAACCAGCGCGGAAAGACAGGCUACCAAGUACACGACCACUGUAUACAACAUUACUUCCCACGAUAUGUCUAAUUCGUCUCAAAAGAUCGGAACGUUUAGCGUAACGACGAAGGGUGCUCAGCCGUACGUACUAAAGCAACCGAUUCGUUUGUCGCAACCAAUUAUGGAGGUGAUCUCGUACCAAAAGUCCAACUCCGAUGCCUAUGCAAAGCACUUGCAAGAGAUCACAAAAUCUGCCGUGAAAAAGGUGGAAUUACCAAAAAGUGUCACGAAUGUGGAGCCACCAGGCCGUACCGAAGCUAGUGCUUCUACAAUGACAAAUCAUAAAGAUCUGAACGACUUCCAGCAUCGGGUUCCAACCGUAGCGCAGUCAAAAAAUUGCAUGCAAAGUUAUCAGCAAUUUCUUGCGUCACAAAAUAUUCAACAGCGCAUUCAAGCUAAACAAGAACGCAGGCAGGCGCCGAUACCAAGUUUCAAAACCUUUGCACAGAACGGCGAAGCGGUACGCAUUUCCCAACACCGGUCGAACAUAAUGGUGUCUAUAGUAAAUCCCGAGAUGUCUUCUCCUGCACCGACUCAUGUAUAUGGAGCACCGAUGGUGGCAACCGAACAGACCAAAACUUCAGUAACAGAACGAUUUCAGGGGCACGCUGGGGGAAUUAGUACCAAUGGGCGAAUACCAUAUGAAAUGAAUAGCUUCUCAGGAAAUCUUACUGAGCCACCACCUGCUCAUACCAUGGUAAAAAGCAACCCAACAAAUGCUCCGUGUCCAAGUUCAACAGCACGCCUGUCCACCAUACGUCCCGAGAGAAGUCUUAUCAAAGUGCAGAACUAUUCUCAAGAUGAAGUAUUAAAUUUGGAUACAAAGUAUAACACUGAGCCAACUGUUCGUCCACUCGGAGCACCCACCGUUCCAAGUGCCAGCCCUUCGAUAACCACUAUAUCGUCGAAGGUUUGUGUCCAACAAGAAGCAGGUGACUCGACAACCCAGUUGACUGGAUUAGAGAAAAAUAUUCCCCAAAUUGGUAGACCAGCGGAAGCAUCUACCGUUUCGAGUUUCAGUCAACACGAUGCAGCUGGAUCGGCUACACAAUCGUCUCCGACAAUGCAAAAUGCUUCGCAAGUUAAUCGUACUCCUGAAGCACCUACCAUUUCGAGUUUAAAACGACACGAUGCAGGGGGAUCGGCAACACAAUGCACUGGGACAAUCCAAUACAAGUCAACAGUUGAUGCUAAAUCACACAUUGUAAACCACACUACUUUCAAAGCCACACAAGCGGCAAUAUGGAACCAUUUGCAGAACCACAACAUACAGCAGCUUCUGGCACAGUUGCAAUCGCAACAGUUUUUGGGGCACAACACCAAACAACAAAGUGAAUCCAAUACAGCGACCACGUCCGAGUCGAAGUUUAAAAUGCUAUAUGCAGCACAAAAUUGUGACGAUGCCAACCGAUCACUCCUAAAGCCGAACCUAGUCGAGCUUAAUGGGAAGCCAUCAGCGUUGGAAUUCAAACCACAGAUUCUACCCAAACUAAACAGCUCUGUAAAACGCAAAAACGCUGCUGACGAUCAAGAUCCUAUGAAGAAACCCAAAAGAGGAAGAGGAACCAAACUCAACCGUACGUCGGAACCGCAUCUACAAAAUGUGCCGUGCUAUACACUUACCUCCCGACUUCCCCGUUGCCGAGAGUGCGGACGGUCGGCCGCGACACGUUCCCGCCAUGCGCAAAGCAUUUUUUGUCGUUUUUAUGCGUUUAGGAAACUGAGGAACAAUGAGUUGGGCAAGCUGGAAGUGACUGGUUUUGCCGACCCGUAUCUCGAUCCCAAAGAGGCGGACAUCAGCUUGUGGAGUGCCAAUUUGAAGCAGGUGCCGGUCGAUCUAUCAAUCGAAAAAGCGAAAUUUCUGCUCGGCCAAGUAGGGUACAAGUUCUGCGAGCUGUUCCACCAGGAGAAGGAGGCACAUUUUGAGCAUUUAGCGUCAGAUAAGACAAUUGCCUGGAAACAGGCUGUGCAGGGCAUCCGAGAGAUGUGCGACGUGUGCCAGACGACACUGUUCAACCAUCACUGGGUGUGUUCCACCUGUGGGUUUGUGGUAUGCAUCGAUUGUUACAAGUGCCGCAAACGUGGCAUCGUAACAACCGAGCCUAAUACCAAAGACAAGGACUCAAACGGAUGGUUGCUGUGCACCGGGACGAAGGAACCGCAUAGUCAAGACCGCUUGAUGCUCACACAGAUCAUACCCAGCAACUGUCUGUACAAACUAGUCCGUCAGAUGCACGGCAUCUGCGCUCUGCUUGAGAUUCCACUGAACUGCGAAUGUCCGCUUAGCAAAGAACCGCGGUUUCGUAAGGUUAAGGAAAAAUUUGAAUUCAUCUACCCGAUCACGGUGACCGGACCGCACCGUACGGAUGAACAAGUUUUCUACGAUUUCGAUGGCCCAAUCGCUGCACCACCGCCAUCAUCAAGUACGAAGAUCACACGAAUGGUGUCGAUUACUAUCAAAAACAUCGAGCAGCAGCAGGAGACAGAACGCGAUGCUGCCAGCCUAGACGACGAUGCCAAUAGGCCGAUCAUGUGCAGGAUUGAAUUUUCAAAACAGUUCCAACACGACGAAGAUGGCGUUGGUGGAGAAGAAACAUCGUGGAGGGCAUCUGCGAAAAACUUGAACGGCGACGAUGGUACGAACAGUGAGAAGCAAAGUUACAGCUUCGAACGUUUCCAGGAAGAAAUAUACACAGAUGGGGAACACUUCGACGAAAAUCUGUACAAAAAGACCGCCGUAAGUAAAGCAAUUAAGAAAGAGCAGCAAUCGAACGAAAACGGGGAAAGGAAGCAAGCGGUGAAAACUGAAGGAGAGCAUUCCAAUGGAAAUGGCUGCGAGAAAUCUGAUCUCAUCACUUGCAGUAAACAAUCGAAUACGACAAAUGGCGCUGAAAGUAGAGAAAACUCAGCGGAGAAUAUUUCCUGCGCGAUGAUCUUUACGAAGAAUGAGGAUAGCAUGGAUGAAGAAACGAGAAACGGUGCCAUGAAUAAUUGUAGUAACGGAGAAGAAGCGAACCUCUCGAAGGAGGGUGUGCAAAUGGAUACUUCUAAUAAUGACGAAUCCAGCCAGUUGCUCGAGGAUGGACUAAAUAAGUCAGAUGCUGACGGUGUCGAUACGACCGUAGUAAAGAAAAAAGGAACCAGCAAAGUAUCAUCCUUGAAAGAUCCUCCGAUCCAACCAGUGUCGUACAGUGAAGAAGGUCGUUUCAAACCAUCGCCACCGAUGGACUCCACCACAUUAACCAUGAUCGUGAAGCAGAUGGUAAAGUUCGACAAAACGGUCGAUAUUUUCAGCACGUUCGAACGACACAUGGCCAGCGAAACGGGCCACCAGGACGACUUCGAGGAGUGCAUCACCAUUAAGCCGGAGCGGGUGCGUCGAUUUCUGCUAGAUUUCUUGGACGAUUUCGUGUACCUGCGGGGUCAGAACAGUAGCGACUCCCUUACGAACGAACGGCAACUGCUGGAAUACAACCGGCAGAUUAAGGAUGGAUUAAAGUUUCGCAACAAAGGCGAGCGACGGAUGCAGCAGGGCAAUUCGCGCGUCCUUUACCCCGAAGUGGCACACGAGUGGCUGUGCAAUGGGAAGCUACUGAGACUGUUGGAUCCGCUCGAUGUACGCAACUAUCAGUCGUUUCAUGAUCAAUGGGAACGAGGCCAGCCGGUGAUGGUUUCGGCCGUCUCAAGCAAGAUGAACAUGGAACUGUGGAUCCCGAAAGCGUUCGGGCGCGACUUCGGGGAGCAGGUGAACGAUCUGAUCAACUGUUUCAAUGGGAAAAUUGUGCGCGGUCACAGGAUGAAGGUGUUCUGGGACGGCUUCGAGUGCAUCCGCGAACGGUUGCUGGAUGAACGGGAACGAUCGAUGAUGCUCAAGCUCAAGGACUGGCCACCGGGGGAUGAUUUUGCCGAGAUGAUGCCGACACGGUUUUACGAUCUGAUGAAAUCGCUACCCCUUGGCGAGUACACGCGCCGUGAGGGCCGUCUGAAUCUGGCAAGUCGGCUAAGCAGUUUCUUCGUGCGUCCGGAUCUCGGCCCGAAGAUGUACAGUGCGUAUGGGUCAGCGCUGCACCCGAACAAGGGGACCACCAAUCUGCACCUGGACAUUUCGGACGCGGUCAACGUAAUGGUGUACGUGGGUGUACCGACGGACGUGCCGCGGGCUGGCUACAACGAAAAGGUGUUCGAAGUCAUCGACAGGGAGGACUGCGAUUAUUUGACACGGGAGCGUAUCCGGAAGCGCCAGGAGCUACCGGGCGCCCUGUGGCACAUCUAUCACGCCCAGGAUGCGGACAAAAUACGCGCGCUGCUGAACAAAAUCGAACUGGAGCGCGGUGGCACGAUUAAGCCGAACCACGAUCCGAUCCACGAUCAAAAGUGGUACCUCGAUCGGCCCAUGCGCCGCCGGUUGCAGCAGGAGUACGGUGUAGAAGGCUAUGCGAUCGUGCAGUGCUCGGGCGAUGCCAUAUUCAUACCGGCCGGAGCACCCCACCAGGUGCGCAACCUGCACAACUGCAUCAAGGUAGCGGAGGACUUUGUGUCGCCGGAAAAUAUUUCUUACUGCUUCAAGCUGACGAACGAGUUCCGGCAUCUCAGCAAGACACACUCGAACCACGAGGAUAAGCUGCAGAUCAAAAACAUCAUCUACCACACCGUCAAGGAUGCCGUGUCCAGUAUUACGAAUCCGCUUAUCAUGACGGCGUCCCGUGAUGCUGGUAAGCCCGUGAUGUAGAAGCGUGUGUAGCUUAAUUCUAGCAAUUCGCGAACAAUUUACUUGUGUAAAAAUUGAACUUGAAAUUAUGAAGAGAAUUUGAAUUAUGAUUGAAAUUUCAUAGUGAACGAAAUACUUAAACAACAAUAUUCUACUCAAUGUUUUUUUUUAUAGUUUUAUCACGAAGAGCCAGUCAAUAAAAAAUAUGUAACAAGUGGUAGUACUAAGUUAUCAAUUUGAUCCGUUCUGGACUCGAUGAGCGCAUUCACGAUGAUGGCAAUACCGGCGUAGGCCGCCUUGGUGACCGUCAGUUGUACUAAUCCCGUUUCGUAAA
This is a messenger RNA of Anopheles coustani, 5429 nucleotides long. It is a transcript of the gene Kdm3, whose product is annotated as lysine-specific demethylase 3A. The transcript has 8 exons. Gene Ontology annotation, biological process: regulation of transcription by RNA polymerase II. NCBI's taxonomy places the organism in Eukaryota, Metazoa, Arthropoda, Insecta, Diptera, Culicidae. The coding region runs from base 116 to 5116 and encodes 1666 amino acids. Gene Ontology annotation, cellular component: histone deacetylase complex; chromatin. Gene Ontology annotation, molecular function: chromatin DNA binding; transcription coregulator activity; histone H3K9 demethylase activity. The record is from RefSeq and is a predicted model, not a curated record.